AUGAUUCCCAAAAUUUGCUAUCUCUUAUUUUACUUCUUUCUAAGCCUGGUCGUCGGCUCUCCAGUUGCCCUCCAGGCACGAGCCCCGCCAUCCCUGGGCAUUACCAAACAAACCAUUCAAUCUGGAGGCCGCAACCCUUGGACAGCGUUUGGCUCCGUUCUGACCCUUGAAGAAAAUGCCAAAAUUUCGAAGGAGCAGCUGGCGGGCAUCGUCAAAGCUGCCUACGGCGAAAUGAGCACGCUGGAGCCCGAUGUGGCCAAACGUCCCAACGUCAUGACUGCCCUCCAGGUGGGCAACGAGGUUAUUCUGUCGUCCAACAUGAAGGGUGGCGGUGGAGUCUACGUCUAUAACAUGCAGGAGCAGCCCCUGGAGAACAAGAAGAACCCGAACGAGGACGUGGUGGAGAACGGCUACGGCGCAUUCACCGACGUGCUGGAGAAGAACGCUCGCGAGGUCAAAGAUGUCCUGGACAGCCUGCGCGAGACAUCGCGAAAUCUUCAGAACAGCCAGCAGUCUUCCACUCAGCAGUCUAAUGGCAAGCAGCCCGCUCAACCCUCGAACAACGGCCAGGGCAAUCGUAAUGGCCAGAAAGGGUCCGCGAGAAAGUCACCAAACGACCUAUCCCAGGAGCUGAAGGGGAGUCGCCAGACAUCCUUCCAACACAAGAACGACGCCAACUGCGGCGAGGUCAUGGCUUCCAUCCGCUACAACGCAGUGCACAAGAACGGAAAGCUCAAGAACCUGACUCCCAAGCCCAUGGUUGUCGCCUGGAGUGAAUCGGAGAAGAACGGAAAGAUGGUCGGCAGCAUCCGGGCUCCCUGUGAGAAGGGGCAGACUCUGGACGGUAACUCGGACCUGUGCGGACUCAGCUGGGGAUGCGGUGCGUUUACCGGGGCCCAGGGCAUGAACUGGGACGUCGUUGCCACCAACACGAAGCCCACCGAAGUGACCGACGCGAAAUUCCCCAAGUUCCAGUCGAAAGCGGUCGACCUGCCUGCUCCCACGAUCAAGAAGAAGACCAACAACAACAACGGUGGCGGCAGAAACACCAAUAGCAACCAGCCUGCGGCCGCUCCUAACCAGCCGGCUCCGAAGCAACCCGCUCCCAAGCAGCAGCCUGCUCAGCAACCUGCCCCUAAGGCUGAUCCCAAGCCCGCUGGAGCCCCUGCUUCGGCGCCGAAGACCGACCCUAAGAAGCCGGGAAAGAAGGGUGGAGGCAAGAAGACUUAA
Molecule: messenger RNA, 1230 nt
Organism: Aspergillus steynii IBT 23096
Lineage: Eukaryota; Fungi; Ascomycota; Eurotiomycetes; Eurotiales; Aspergillaceae
Exons: 1
Coding region: 1-1230 (409 amino acids)
Source: RefSeq, a predicted model, not a curated record